This is a messenger RNA of Rotaria sordida, 1044 nucleotides long. Lineage: Eukaryota; Metazoa; Rotifera; Eurotatoria; Philodinida; Philodinidae. The record is from the annotation of a GenBank genome assembly.
AUGAACUUUUCAUUAUCAAACAAACGUUUAGAAAAUGUUAUUCAAAUAACGAAUAGUAUAUUUCCAUUAAUUAUUUUACCGCUAGCAACAGUUGGUAAUUUAUUAUGUUUUCUUGUUUUUUGUCGACCAAUAUUUCAAAAACGUUUAACACGUACAUCAUCAAUAUGUCUACGUUUAUUAUGUAUAAAUGAUUUAAUUUUAUUAUAUUUAUUUAUAAUUGAUGUUUUAUUGAAAAUUUAUAUGGAACCACCAAAACGUAUUUAUUCAACGCCAGAAACAUGUCGUUUAUAUAAAUUUAUUCGUUAUUCAUUUUUGGAUAUGUCAGCUUAUUUACAAUUAGGUUUAACAACUGAUCGUUUUAUAUGUUGUGUUCAUCAUACAUAUUAUUCACAUUGGCGUAAAAAAAAUUAUCUAUAUUAUUUAUUAAUUACAGCAUUUAUAUUAAUUGUUUUAAAAAAUAUAUCAUUUUUAUCUUCAUUAUAUGGUUAUACAAUGUCAACUCAUAAACGUAAUAUAACUAAAUGUUCAGUUAAAAUUGAAGCAAAACAUUUUGCAAUGUAUAUGGCUUAUGGACAAUCAUUAAUUGAUGUUAUUUUUAUAACUUGUAUACCAUUUUUUCUUAUAGUUUAUUUUAAUUCAAGAAUUUUAAAAGAAGUAUUAAAUUUACGUCCUACAUGUUGGAGUACAUUAACAAAAAUAAUACAUUUAAAACCAGGACAAAAUCAAGAUUCAAAUCGAUCUACAACUGUUGUAUUAACAUGUUCUCGUUCUAAACAUCGUCGUCUUCAUUUAACAUUUGCACUUGGUUGUAUAUCAUUUGUAUUUGUACUUAGUACAGCACCAUACAAAUUUUUUAAAAUUGUUGAAAGACAUGAUAAAGUUAUACGUGAUCAUCAAAAAAAUCGAGUAUCAAAAUCAGUUCAACUACAAUUAGCUGAACUUAUUAUUGAUUGUCUUCAAUAUUUUUCAUGUUCAACACCUUUUUUUGUUUGUUUAACUACAUCAAGCAUGUUUAGAGAGGAGUUACGUCUUUUAUUUCAAUAA